UUUUUUUCUCUCUUUUUCAGGGCUCUUACGGCAUCGUCAAGUUAGCCUACAAUGAAGAGGACGAUACCCAUUAUGCUAUGAAGAUCCUGUCGAAGAAGAAGUUGAUGAAGAAGCAUGGCUGUUUUGGCCGAGCUUGGACCAUAGGCGGCGAGACAGAGGGAUCGCCGCACGCCCGUUCCCUCAGCCCGUGCCACCGCCUCGCCAGCUACUCGCCGCCCACUCUCAGAGUGAAGGGGCGGCUGCCGCCCCCGCGCGCGUCGGGAGGCCGGCCGAUCGAGAACCCGCUGGACAGAGUGCACCGCGAGAUCGCCAUCCUCAAGAAGCUCAUCCACCCCAACGUCGUCAAGCUGGUCGAAGUCCUGGACGACCCGGACGAGGAUAACUUUUACAUGGCAUUUGAGCUCCUGGAGAAGGGCGAGGUGAUGGAGGUGCCGACGGACACGCCCCUCACGGAAGACCAAGCCUGGGGCUACUUCAGGGACGUCGUUCUCGGCAUAGAAUACUUACACUACCAGAAGAUAAUCCACCGCGACAUUAAGCCAUCGAACCUGCUGCUCGGCGACAACGGCCACAUCCAGAUCGCGGACUUCGGGGUUUGCAACGAGUUCGAUGGCCAGGACGCCUUCCUCACCAACACGGCGGGAACACCUGCCUUCAUGGCCCCCGAAGCGCUCUCCACGUCGCGGCAUAAAUAUUCCGGGAAGGCCGCAGACAUCUGGGCAAUGGGCGUGACUUUAUAUGCCUUCGUUUACGGGAAACUUCCAUUCCACGAUGAAAAUAUUGUCGUGUUGUACGAUAAGAUCCGGAACGCGCCACUCGUGUUCCCACCCGCGCCGUUCGUAUCCGAUGAUCUCAAGGAUUUGAUUAGCCUAAUGUUAGAAAAGGAUCCUGCUAAGAGAAUAACGCUGCCGGAUAUUAAGCAACAUCCCUGGGUGACAGCAGGUAAUCAGUACCCGCUGCCCACCGAAGAGGAGAACUGUGUACUACUGAUCGAGGUAACGGACGAGGAGGUCCAAUCGUGCGUGCGGUCGAUCCCCAAGCUGGAAACGCUAAUCCUCAUCAAGUGUAUGCUCAAGAAACACAGCUUCCACAACCCGUUCAAGAUGAACGUGCUCAUCAAGGAGCAGUUUGCGCGUGCUGGACGGUCGCACUCGGCGCCUGGAAGAGGUCGCUUGAUAUCACACUCCCAGCAGUAGAUGAACUGGAGGUCUGCGGGGAGGACAGAUGAUGUGACGGCCCAUCACUUGGUGCAGUGCAGAAGGAAAUCAUCAUCAUGAUGUGCUUGUUACAGUUUUUAAAAUGAUAUAAAUGUAAAGAACAUGAUAAAUUUCAAAACUCUCUCAAAAAACUUACCUCGUUGUUGUUGGUUUCUCAUUAACUUCUUAAGAUCAUUUAUUGAAUACAUAUAACAGGAUGCAACACUGUAUCCUUUAAUGCAAUAAAAUGUGUAUCUGCUGUUUUAAGUGAGAGAAAGCUGUGCCAACACAAUAAAGCGUAGCUGCUCUAGUAAUGCAUAAAUAGAGAAGAGAUUUUGCAAGGGGACAAAGCAGUUAAAAGUGAGCAAUGAAGAUAAUGCAUGCAGUGGUGCUAGAAAAGGCAGGCAAGGCAAUUGUUGGUUAUGUUUUGAAGAGAUGUUUUGGCUAAGAUGUCUUACACUGCCAGAAAACUGAAAUAGUGUAGACUGAGCACUUAGAAAGUUUCAUGUUAUUUUUGGAUCAGUAUGUAAGAGUUUUGAAGUGUUUUUGUCUUGGCUAAAAUCUGCUACAAUUUAUAUUUAUUACCCCACCAACAGGAGAAAAAUGGUUGAUUAAUUUUCUUGCAUUAGAUUUCAGGAUGUAGCUAAACAGUGAUAUUCUUACUUUAUGUUCUAAUAAAGUAAAUCAAGUAAAUAUUCCAGCAAGAAAAAUAGAAAACAUUAGUUUUCAUUGGCUUGAUGGAAAAUCAUGCAUAUGUGCACAGUAAAUUUAAUAGUUUUAUAUGAAGGUAACUAAUAACUACUGUCAUCUGUGAUGUUUGGUAGCCUCUCCCAGUCUUUUUGACAAUCUUAUGAUCUGAUAGAAUUUGUUGCAGAUCACUUUUAUUUUUAAUUUAUGUGAUUACACAAUUCAUGCUAAUAAAAAAAAAAAUCCAUUUGCUAUAAGUUGUUUAUACAUAGGGGCUUUUAUGUAAAAUUUAGGCCCGGUUGUACAAGGAGGUAGAAGUACUACAUUCAUUUUUAUUUUUAUGGGGGUUUGUAUACAUAAGCAACAUCUUUUUUAAAAUAUAGAUCAGAGCUUUUUGACUGUUGUUUAAUGCAUUGGGACUUGGUUUGAAUUCUGGUUCAUGCUAGGUCACAACUCAAUGUCUUUGGGCUGUUCUGCUGCCAUCCGGGUUAAUAACAGUUUCUGAAAGGCCUAUUCCAUAAGGUGUACUGGGAUUUAAAAAUAAGAGCAUCCAUGUAUGGGAGGAAAUGACACAAGAAUUAGUUAUCGGUUCGUCCAGACUAAUCUGUCAUGUGAGGCUGGGCUGUGAGUGUUAAACAUCGUUGAAGCAUCUGAAAAGUGCUGUUCACUGACAAGACAUUUAUUUCUAGAAUGUUAUUAAUGCAUAAUUUCUUAUUACUUGAACCACUGCAUUUUUGAUGUUGUGCUAGAUUUAAAUACAGUAAUAUAACUCAGUGAUAUAUAAGUACACUGUUUUGCUUAAUAUUAAUACAAUGCCAUAGAGACUGGCUGUGCAAAGUCUCCGUUAAUUAUUCUGUGAUUUUCUGACUAGCAUAUUUAGGUCAAUAUUUCAGUGUUCCAUAAACUGUAGACUACUCUGGGACAAGUUCCCAUUGAUGGCACAUCAUGGCAGUAAUCAUAAUGAUGUCCUAUUGGUAUUUGGUAAAAUUAUACAUAAUGUUAAAGUCUUUUGCAUGAGCUGUUACCUUUUAAAGAUGUUUAAGACUUGAAGUAUCCUAACUAACUAUUCAUAUUAAACAAAAUAUUUGCCUCACUGAUAUGCCAGUGUGAGGAGGCAGAGAGUGGACUGCAGGUUUGGCUCAGUGUUUGUCUCGUGGUACAAGAUACAGUUCCCAGCAUGCAAAGUUAACAAGCCUCCCUGUGAACUGAUUUCACUUCUAUGCAAAAAAUGAACAUUUUAAAGGAAUUUAGCAUCAAGUGUCUGUGUACUAUUUUGUUUUCCUUGUUAUAUACAGUUUAAUUAUAUUUUUAUUUCAAAUUCAAAUUUCAGAUUACCUUCUGUUCACAGUGUAACCUAUUAAAUUGAAUCAUCUGAUGAAUUAAAAAAAAAGACUUCAAAUGUCUUUGGAAAGGCAAUAAAUUUGGUCGUAGAAAGUGAGUUGAACAGUUGACUGUUCUACAUGUUGUGUCCUCUGUGUUACAGUGUAGUUCAUAUAUGCAACUUGUCAAUUUAUAAAUCACAUGUCUAUUAUUAAUGCAUUUAUAACUGAUACACAUGUUAGAAAUCUUUUUUCAUACAUAAUGAAUCAGUUUUAUUUAUUUGGAUUCCAAUGUAGAAAUAGGGUUAGUGAAUGGCUUUAAUAAAAUUAAAAUAUGAUAAUUGGUUUGUAUACAAUGUUAUUUUCUGUCUUGUAAUUGCUAUCUUCAGUGGUUGACACACGCCAGAUGCUUAAAAGUAUGUCAUGAGUUAAUCCUCCCAACCCAAAGAAAUUUAACAUAAUGAUUCUAGAACUUCUUCCAGAGCUGCAGGUGUCUACCACUGACUGUUAAUUAAUUCUGGUCAAGUGGAUAUCCUUCCUUGAAUCAGAUUGUGUUUCCUCAAUGGUAUAGUUUGUUUCAGAGAGAUAAAGGUAUCAGUAUUUUCAGUAGUUACUUUUAUAGUUUUAUGCUCAAUAAGAAAGAAAAAAAAAAUCACAAUUUUAUUUUUUUUUUCAAACAGUGUUAAGAUAUUUCAUUUUACUUUGGUAAAUGAUUAAACUUAAGCACAAAUGAUUGAUUAAUAAAGACUGGGCUCCAUUACACCCACAGAAAUUACUUUCUCCCAGGCUGUCUUGUGUUGCCAAACAUCCUGUACCUUUGGCAAGGAAACCUUUUUUGAAAAAAAGCUCAUUGUGAAUGAUUAAUCUCCAAGGAGGAUUUCCACACAGCAAUACUUGUGACAGGGAAUAAAAAGGCAGAAAACACUGUUAUAUACCUAAAGCUGGUGGUUCAGUUCAGGUGAUUUGCUGUACCUAUAUAAUGAGCCUACUUAUAUAGUACAGAGUUACUUUUGUCAACUUUCCAUUCAUGAGUUACAAUGUGUUAUUCUAUGCAAAAUGUGAAUGAUUUCUGAAGUAGUAAUGGCUGAGUAUGUUGCAUACAUUAUUACAGGCUCUUUUUUUAAGACUCUCUUCCUUUCUUCUACAACUGUAAAGUAUGUACAUACCAAUUAGCUGAAUACGAUGUAGGAAUAACAUGUUUAUCUGGAUGAUAAACUAGAAUUAAUUGAUGAAAACAAAAUAUUUUUAAUAUCCAACCAAAUUGAUGUUCAUGAUGCCAACUCCUGUUUUCAAGAUAAAAUUGUUUCAGUGCUUGACAAUGUUAAUAUUUUGCAUCAUUAAAAUUAGCAUUUAAUGAACAAAUUUUGCAAUACAUAACAGGGUCUCUAUUAAUAUACAGAUAACAAACUUAAUGAAUACAGUUUAUUACAAUCACUUGAAACAAACUCUUACAUUGAGUUUAAAAUAUAUAUAAAAUUCCAAAAUCUAUAAAUAGUAGAGUUGCUGACAAUGACCAAAGCUUCAAGUUAAUUUGAAAGAUUAUGGACUGAGAAUAGCAGAAAAAACACGAUGAGAAGAUGGGACUUUUGUGAUUUCAUGAAAAAAUUAAAAAGUUUUAAUAAAUCAAUACGGAAAAAUAAAUGUUCUGGGACAUUUAUCCAUAGAUUUUGGUUUCAGAAUUUUACAUUUUGAAAUGUCCAUUAUGACAAUUUCAGAAUUUCUCCAAGUUACUGCAGGGAAGCUGUUUGGAUACAGCUAAAUUCAUACAUCACUUAGCUUUUGGUAGUUAAAAAGAGGAAAAAAAUUGACAUAAAUGUUUGGUAUGCACAGAAUGGAUGUGUAAGCUGGCAGGACAGAAUGAAAGGUGUUAAAAUGCUGGAAGUUAGAAAAUAGAACUCUGUACUUACCAAGAUACUGGGCUUUACAAGAAAAUCCCACUUCUUGUUCAUUGCAUGGAAUGUCCUACUGCACAUUUGUCAUAUGAAUAUUAUACAGAAUUUUAUGCAUUGAUGCAAAUUUCCAGUUUCAAUGUGUCCUGUACAUAAUAAAAAAAAACUUUUUCUGUGUAACAUUUCAUAUCUGUUGGAAUUUCUAUUUUUAGACUGCAUCACUUUCUAUUAUCUAAGUGUUACCCAGUGACGUCCAGAUUAUUAUUUGUAUCAGGACGCCCUGAGGAUCUUUGCUAUUCUAUUAUUGUAUCUUGAAGGUACGAGAAAGUUCAUGUUUGUGACUUAUAACUUAUUAUGUACACUUCAAAUAAAUCAACAUUUGAAGAAU
This is a messenger RNA of Penaeus chinensis, 5479 nucleotides long. Its product is annotated as calcium/calmodulin-dependent protein kinase kinase 1-like. The record is from RefSeq and is a predicted model, not a curated record. Bases 78 to 1196 code for a protein of 372 amino acids. Lineage: Eukaryota; Metazoa; Arthropoda; Malacostraca; Decapoda; Penaeidae. Gene Ontology annotation, molecular function: calmodulin binding; calcium/calmodulin-dependent protein kinase activity; ATP binding. The transcript has 9 exons. Gene Ontology annotation, cellular component: cytoplasm. Gene Ontology annotation, biological process: positive regulation of protein kinase activity; intracellular signal transduction; protein phosphorylation.